AUGGGAACGGCACCCUGCGAUUCCGGCGACGGAGAAAAUUCCGGCGUCUGUUACCCGGCGUGGCAAGACAUGUUCAGAUCGGCCUCCGCCAGAAGACCCGACGCCGACGCCCCCAAAUCACCUGAUCGGAAUCUUAAACAAUCGCCGGCGCCGGCGGCGUCAAACAACACGUUCUUCGGCGACCCUCAGGCGAGGCUGGCUCUGUACAUAGCCAUGGCGCACGCCGGCCUCGCAUUCGGAAUCGCUGUCCUCUACGGAAUCUGCAAACUCCUGGAGGAUUUCCGGCGGCCGAUAUUGUGGGCGAUGCUGUGCUCCAUACCUCUCCGGGGGAUUCAGGAGACUCUUGUCGGAUUCUGGGCGGAGCCGCUGCAAUCCGGCAUCGCCGAGACGAUCCUCGCCGUGCCUAUGGCGGUGGUCAGAGUAUUCAUGGGAACGAUCGCCGAGAUUAAAUACUUAGUUCUGAGAAUCGCCCUGAGGAGGAAGAAAAGGGCGGCGCGGCCGCCAUUGCGGCGGCGGCGGAGCGGCUUCUGCAAAUUGCUCCGGUGGCUUCUGUCGUUCUGGCUGUUCGUAAUGGCUUACGAACAGAUCGGCGCCGUCGGGUCGAUCUCAAUUCUGGUAUUAGGAUUUGUGUUCAAGACCGCCGACGUCGAGUCCACCAUGAGCAGAGUCACCAGCUUCAAGCGGCUUCCGGCGACGGCGAAUUUCACCAGAGCAAUUCUCGACCGGCUGAAGACCGUCGUUGCGCUCGGGCUGAUCGUGGGGAUGUUCGUGGGAUCAGUGACGGGGACGAUCUUCUUCUCGUACAAGAUCGGGAUGGAAGGCAAGAACGCAGUGUUUGCUUUAAAAUCCCAUGUUCAGGAGAGCAAUUACGCAGAGAGAUUGGGGAUCAAGCAAUGGAUGGAGGAGAACGACGUCGCCGGAAUGGUGGACACGUAUUCGACAAAGCUGUACGAAGCCGUUUCCGAUCAGAUCGACAGCCUGGCGACGCAGUACAACGCGACGGAAUUAGUCAACGGAAUCAAGCAGUCGGUGCUGUCGCCGGCGGGGAACGUUUCGUCGGAGCGGCGGGGGGCGAUGAGCCCGUCGCCGACGGCGGAGAGGCUGAUGAGCUUGAAGAGGAGGGUGAGGGACGGCGAAUGGCGGCAGAUAUACUCAGAGGUGGAUUCGAUCGUGAGGGAAUUGGUGAUCAGCCGGGAGGAUUUGGUGGUGGCGGCGAAGGAGUACGCGUCACAGGGGAUCAACGUCAUGCACCGGGUGUUCGACAGCAGCAAGUCGGUGGUGGGCGGCGGCGCCAGGGUGGUGGCGCUGGUGGGGAGCUCCAUACUCUCCGGCGCGGCGGAGAUCUUCAACUUCGUGUCGCAGACGAUGGUUUUCUUCUGGGUCCUCUACUACCUGAUAACCUCCGAGUCCGGCGGGGUGGUCGAGCAGGUCAUGCAGAUGUUUCCGAUCUCCAACUCCGCCAGGAGCCGCAGCGUGGAGGUUCUCGACAGGGCCAUUUCCGGCGUGCUCCUGGCGACGGUGGAGAUCGCUUUUUUCCAGGGGUGUAUGACGUGGCUCCUUUUCCGGCUACUUUCCGUCCACUUCCUUUACGUCUGCAGCGCCCUCGCCUUCUUCGGCUCCCUGCAGCCACUUUUUCCGGCGUGGCUGUCGACGAUCCUGGCGGCGGUGCAGCUGGUGGUGGAGGGGAGGUACGUGCUCGCCGUGGCCCUGGCGGCGGUCCAUCUGAUACUGAUGGAUUACGCCAACACCGAAAUCCAGGAGGACAUUCCCGGCUACAGUGCAUAUCUCACCGCCCUCAGCAUCCUCGGCGGAAUGACGCUAUUCCCCUCCGCCCUCGAGGGAGCGAUAAUGGGACCAGUGAUAACGACAGUGGUGACUGCGCUCAAGGGUCUGUACGUGGAGUUCGUCUUGGAAAGUGGCUCCAAGGACCACCAAACCUGUACAAAUUAAUCUAUGUACAAACUAACUGUUUGAUUGAUUACCAAAUUGGGCAUGUACAGACAGAUGGAUGUGGAUGUAAAAUUGGGGAUUUAUGAGAAACCAGUAAUUAAUUAGCAUAAAAAAUCAAAUACCGCCAAUUCACUUCAUCGUCGUCAUCAUCAUCAUCAUCUUCUUCGUUGAUAUGAACCAGUGGCUGUAAUUAGUUCCAUCGGAAAAACAAUCUAAGCCACCUGAUCUGAUCUAAUCUAUUGGUUUUCGUCUCCCCCAAUAAUUUGAAUCUAAUGGAAUCUGCUGCUGCGUUUCAGAUCCGUUUCCUGCAGUCGCCUCUUCUUCUCGCCAGGUGAGCUGCCAUUGAUUCUUAUCCUGAACUGAAAUGAAGUUUUGUAAGUGGAGGCUAAUUUCUCAAUACAAGUAUUUCAAAAUUUGAUGAAUGUUGAGUAAUGCCAAAAUCAUGUGCAAGCCAAACUAGUCUUGUUUUUGGAAGCUGAGCAUAAAGUACCAAAUCCGGAUCAUGUUUUGAAGGCUGCCAUUAACAGGAAACAUGAGAAACUGAGUAAGGUUUCUGCAAUAAAAGGCUUGGAAGAUGAACAUCCAAACAAGGUCCUAAGAAGGGAGGUUUUUGGGCUCAUGGGAUUCAGUAUAAUCCUUACAAAUGUCUGCCCUGUUCUUGCCGCCUCGAUGAUGCCGGAAAUGAAAGAUCCGGAUGUGCUGAGCUUCCAGGACAUUCAAGCUUCCGAGUGGUGUACGAAUACAAGACAUUGUCGAUGGACAAGGGCAGGAGGCGCACGAAGGAGACACUGUAAGGUUUAACUAUGUAUGCAGGCGAUCGAACGGAUACUUUGUUCAUAGCACUAUCAAUCAGUUUAGCGGAGAGAGUUCACCUGUCACACUUCCUCUGGAUGAUCAACAGGUUCGUUUCGAGGUGAACUUUCAUUCAAUGUUCUUCCUAAAUCGCACCAGGAAUAAAACUGGCCUUAGAUGCAACCCUCAAGCUGAUUCUGUAAACAAUCCAUCCAGAGAAUUAUCUUACCAAAGGGAAAAUAAUUCAUGUAAUGUAUUAAAACUUACACUGCCACUUUUCCGAUGAUACCAUAGAUGAUCAAAGGUCUAAAGGAGGUUUUGAUCGGCAUGAAGGUUGGAGGUGGGCACAGAAACACUUUCGUGGAACCACCAUAAUUAUUUACAGUUACACUAAAGAAUGCAGCAUACUUUGAUGAAGAAUAUUCAUACCUAAACUCUGGUUGAAUGCUCCAGGAAAGCGAAGAGCGUUGAUACCCCCUUCUGUAGGAUAUACAAGCGAA
Andrographis paniculata is the source of this 3242-nucleotide messenger RNA. RefSeq lists its product as uncharacterized. NCBI's taxonomy places the organism in Eukaryota, Viridiplantae, Streptophyta, Magnoliopsida, Lamiales, Acanthaceae. The transcript has 5 exons. The record is from RefSeq and is a predicted model, not a curated record. Bases 1 to 1950 code for a protein of 649 amino acids.